AUGAAUCAAACGAUUUCCUUUAGCCAUACACCAGGACACGUACCUGUCAGGAAGCGGAUACCUUUAGGGGUUGAGGACGAGGCACGGACGUCCAAACAACAGAGAGCCGUCUCGACAAAAAAGAGGAUCGCGAUAUCUUCUCGCAAGACAUCAAAGACCAACGAGAACGCUCACAGCACGGGUUUCUCAUUAGACAGAGUUCCUGAACAAAUCAUACAACUUAUUGCAGAAAAUAUUGAGGACAGACGAAGUAUGGCUGAAAUGGCCUGCACUUCCAAGCGCUACUACUCCCUCUUAUCGCCGAUCCUGCACAAGCUUAUCUUCGUCUCUGCAACCCACUGGUUGCACACUCACAUUGUCGUCCGCCGCCUUGUGCUUUAUUUGAGCUACGCUCAAAUAAAGCAAAUUAUGAAAGAACCCCCAUACAUAUUUCCGAACAGCCUUGACCUCAAGGCCCUUCCGCCAUGUGCCAAUAAUGUCCGCCAGAUGAUUGUUGGGUCCAUCGAUCCAGGUCAGAAAAGGCGAGUCAUUAUUAUGAGGUAUUUGGAAGAGGUCAUGAAGAACUUGCAUAAUUUGAAAGUCUUCGAGGGGCAUGACUUCACCGCAUCCAUGUCGAGGAGCAUCGCGGCGCAGCAAAAUCUCAAAGCUUUAUACGUAUCUUUCAGCAAGAUCCUUGGUUUCGAAAACGAUGUCUUGAUUCCGUUCACUAAAAUCCGUAAUCUCCAACAUCUUCAUGUCACAGGGUCCUACGGAUUCAACGGCGAAAAAGUCCUCUCCAAAAUGCUUCUCAACUCUUUAACAACCCUUGAGAGUCUAGAAAUCACAGCCAAGUGGUACUGGUCUGGAUUCAUGGAUAACUGGGAAGAAGAUAUUAAAGCCCUCAACCCCAAGACCUGGGAACAGAUACCCCAUUUCACUUCUCUAAAAUCAUUGUCUUUGUCACUCAUAACUUUUAACAGGGAACUUAGACAAAAUCUUGUUCGAGCCGUUGACUUUUUGAAGCUCGAAGAGUUGCAAGUUAACCAUUUCGGAGAUAAAUACAGGGAUGUUACCAAGGAGCACCUGGAUGGACCCCUCAAGUUCUUUCAAUCUCUCGAGCAUCUAUUCAAGAAGACCGAAAAGGGAAAUAUCCAUUUACGACAUCUUUCACUACAGAUAAGUGGAUUCUAUCGCGAACAGAGGAAGGUGAUAGAAGAGGGCCUACAGGGUAUAUACAGGUUCAUCUCUUCGUUUGAUACAUUGAUCCACUUGGAAAUUCAUGACUACAACACGUAUCGGAGCGUUGAGGAGUUGAAUCCUGGACUAUUAUCGCCGCUGCGGCUGUCUAUCUUGAAGCACAGAGAUUUAGAAACACUCCGUUUCCACUACAAAGACGUCCUCAGCGGUCACGAAGUUCCUUGUUUCACAGCUGCUUCAGUCAAGAUACUUGUCGAUAAUCUACCUAAGCUACGUGUCUUAGAAUUUGCACCCUCAGGGGACAACAAGGAUGAAAUGCUUCAAGCUCUCUCGAGGGCAAAGAACUUGGCUACUCUCAUCUUCAAUGACGAACAAACUCUAUAUCCUAGAUCAGACUUCCCCGAGGACUACCAUGCUAUGGUUGUAAAGAGUGUCAUCGAAGGAUUUAUGGAGCAUGCUUCUUGUUGGGAAUUUAUCUGGGAGAAGCAUUAUAAGCUGAGCGAAUUCCGAAUAGGUUCAGAUGCAUAUGCCAUCGCGUCAAAUUUGAAGCGCAGGAAAGGCUACUUUAAGAUUGGCCCUAUGAAGGUUGCGAAAGGAGAUUGCGAAGUGAAGUUCCAGGAUCUUCGUAGAGGCGAACAGCCCUUGCGGGACCGUUCUUAUUAUGUUCCCGAGGAGGAAUGGAUGAACAAAGUGACGAACCCAGGCCGGCGAGCACAAUUUUGUUAA
Molecule: messenger RNA, 1902 nt
Organism: Fusarium proliferatum ET1
Lineage: Eukaryota; Fungi; Ascomycota; Sordariomycetes; Hypocreales; Nectriaceae
Exons: 3
Coding region: 1-1902 (633 amino acids)
Source: RefSeq, a predicted model, not a curated record